UGCCACAGUCUAGAUGUACACCUGAAUGGCAUGGUCAUAUCUAAAUAAAAUGACAAUGCUCAGGAUUAUCCAGCAUGUGAAGUCUCAUUUUACCUAGAGUGGAAUGCAGUUUAGGGAAUGUGAAAAGACUGAUGCAGAAGCUGGAAACCACCUUAGGCAGAAACUUAAGGUGAGAUCUGAGAGUGACAAUGUUCUCGUGAAAGAAUGUUGGGGGGGGACCCCACCACAAAGACCUGAAUCUCUCCUACUCCCCUAGCUGAUGUGAUAGCCAUCAAAGAGGCGGUCUUCCUCAACAUGUGAUAAAGAGAACUGGUAGCCAAUGGUUCCAAGGGUGGACCCAUCAGUCCAGUCAUCACCAAGUUGAGGACCAAGGCAGGAGGGGGUUCCCACUGCCAGACCAGUGGGCAAGCAUGUGAGCACCCCAUGAAGAACCUUGUGGGGUGCUAGAAAAUGGUACAGCCUUGUGCAGGAAGAUGAUUCACCAAUGUCUCUGCCAGGUGUACUCAUAUCAAACUGAGGAUCAGGUUUUAUUGUUUUAGAGAAAAUAAGUAGUUCAUGAAAUCGGGGCUGCUACCAAGGAAGAGCUGAUGCUGCAUUGCCCAGACAGAAACCCUCUUCCAUAAGUCAGUUUGGGCAAGGGUUUCCUGUUUUGGAGCAAGAUGGCUUGAAAUGCAGCAGAGCAGAUCCUUUCUGUAGACGUUAGCCAGCCAGCAUUCAGGCUAUCAGAUGCAGGAUUCAGCCAUUGUUCUGUAAGACCAGAUCUGGUAAGGAGAUGAGAUGUGAUCGUGAAAGGUUCACAAGGCUUGAGUACCAAAGCUGUCUGGAUUUUGCUGGAAUUAUGAUAACCCAACCUGCCUCAAUUUCCUCGAGACCCUAGGCAUCAUGUGUCUUAAAAGGAAAAGGCAUACAUCACACCAGGAGCUCACCAGAGGAAAGAGAAAACAUCAAAGACAGCAUCUGCGCUUCCCGUGCAGCAGAACCUCAGACAUGGCAGAGCCAAUCCAGCAACUGACCAGAAAUAAUCAACAUCAGGAGAGGGAAAGUAUCCCAUUUACACUGAUACACCGCAAAGAAAAGUUUGGGGAAGUGCUUUACGAAAAACGUCAGUAUGGAAAAGCUAAAUGGGCUUGUAUUAAAAUGCAAGAAGAACAGUAUGAACAGAGCAUAUGUCUGGGAUUCAUGAAGCUUAUGAAAUAUAUUUGUGAGCAGAACUCUUCAGGAUUGUACUUGGGGAUGACUAUACCCAUUGUGACUCUAGUGCAUACUAACGAAACUCACUCAGAGUUAACACGUUCAGUGACAGUCGCAUACUACCUGCCUGAACUACUGCAGGACCAGCCACCUCAGCCUUAUGAUUCUGACAUAAUUAUUGAAGAGUGGCCUCCUACUGUUGUUUAUACUAGGAGCUUCAGAGGGGUCACCAAUGAAGACUCUAUAAUGAGAGAAAUAAACUUCUUGGGAGAACUUCUGGAGAGCCCUGAGCUAUGUUUGCAGAAUAUAUUCAUUGUUGCAGGAUACACCAAUCCAGCUGCUGCAAAUCGACACAAUGAAAUAUGGUUCCUGCAAAGACCGUAGCCUCCCACUUCAGAUGCCUAGCAUUAUCCAAAUUCAGUUUGUACACAAUGGCACACUUAAAUUUGCAAGUGAAUCAUGUCAGGCUAGUCAAGAGCUUUAUAAGUCUUUGUGAUAAACUAUACAGAAUUUUUAAUCCUAUUUUCCUAAACUACAUAUUACAGUCAAUCAAAUUAGCAUGACAAUCAAUCCAAUUUAGUUAUUGAGCCAUCAGGGUUAAUAUCUGAAAUUUUACUGCCAAUUUUGAAAAAGUCUUAUACACAAUUUUUUACUAGAUACUUCAGUUUUACAGUUUAUCCAUAAUAUUUCUUUGAGAUUUAUAGUACUUUUCAAAUUGAUUCAUGUAAUCUUUGUAAACAAGGUAAAUUCAAGUCAAAGGUAUAGUUCAUAAAUUCUAAUGUUAAAAAACUAAACUGUUUUUAGAUUUUUUAAAUAUUAACAUAUUAAAUAUUUUUCCACUACAGUAUCUCUAGGGUGCCCUAAAUAUUUAGCCUGAGAUUUUCAAAAGUGCUCAGUGUUGGCCCAACUCUGCUCAAAUGGAAGACCAUAAUAAAAGUUGGGAGCAGAGUUGGGUCAACACUUUUGAAAAAUCCCACCCUUGAGUACAGGUUUUCCCCACUCUUCUCAAAAAGAUAUUGAACCAAAGUAUUUGUCACCUUCGAAAUACAGAGUCCAGGAUGUGAAGAGUCAGUUGCAUUGCUCAUUCAAGUUUUGUUAGUAAAUAGUUCCGUUUUUCCUUUUUUGAAACUCACUACCACACACCCAUAGAUGACUGAAUAUGGUACUCAGGAGACAGAGGAUAGGCAUCAUUCCUGCUCAGCUGUUCAACUUACUGAGUGACAUGAACUUUAAAAACUAGAGCUUUGCCUAGAUAUUCAGAAUAUAGUAAUCAAGGCAGAUUAAUUGGCAUCACAGAAACUUGAAGGGAUAAAUCUCCUGACUGAAAUAUUGGUAUAUAGGGGUACAGCUUGUUCAGUAAGGACAGGAAGGGCAAAAACUGAGGAGGUCCAGAAGGAGAUGGGAGGCAGACCCGCUGAAAAUCUCUGGGUAAAGAUAAAAGGGGGAGAAAAUGUGUGUGACAUCAUGGUAGGAGUCAAAUAUAGACCACCAGGAAGAGGAAGCAGAUGAGGAAUCUCUAGAACAGACAUCAGAAAUAUCAAACACAAGACCGGAUAGUAACGGGAAUAACUACGUAGACAUCUGUUGGAAAAGUAAUAUGGCAAAGCACAAGUUCUUGGAAUGUACUGGGAACAACUUGGUGUUUCAGAAAGUGGAACAAGUAACUGUGGGACAGUCAUUUUAGAUCCGAUUCCAACCAACUGGGAGGAAUUGGUAGGGAAUCUGAUGGUCGAAGGCAAUUUGGGAUAAACUGAUCAAGAAAUGAUAGAUUCUAAGGAAAAAAAGGAGGGAGAGCAGCAGAAUAAGGACACUGCACUUCAAAGCAGACUUUAACAAACUCAGAACUGGUAGGUAAAGUUCCAUGGGAAGAAAAACCUAAGUGAUAAAGGAGUUCAGGAAAUCUAGCAGUUUCUCAAAGAGACAAUAUUAUAGGCAGAACACCAAUCUAUCCCCAAGUGAAGGAAAGAUAGGAAGAAGAGUGAGGGGCAAAUAUGGCUCCAUCAGGAGCUCUUCAAGGACAUGAACAUCAAAACAGAAUCCUACAAAAAGUGGAAACAUGGACAAACUGCUAGGAGCAGUACAAAAAGAACAGCACAAGUAUGUAGGGACAGAAUCAGAAAGGCUAAAGUACAAAGUCCGUUACACUGAGCCAGGGAUAUAAAAAGGCAAUAAGAAGAUGUUCGUUAAAUAUAUUAGAAGCAAGAAAAA
Chrysemys picta bellii (western painted turtle) is the source of this 3399-nucleotide messenger RNA. RefSeq names its product heme-binding protein 2-like. Gene Ontology annotation, molecular function: heme binding. NCBI's taxonomy places the organism in Eukaryota, Metazoa, Chordata, Testudines, Emydidae. The record is from RefSeq and is a predicted model, not a curated record.